This is a messenger RNA of Ramularia collo-cygni, 1566 nucleotides long. RefSeq lists its product as uncharacterized. Lineage: Eukaryota; Fungi; Ascomycota; Dothideomycetes; Mycosphaerellales; Mycosphaerellaceae. The transcript has 2 exons. The coding region runs from base 1 to 1566 and encodes 521 amino acids. The record is from RefSeq and is a predicted model, not a curated record.
AUGAAGGCCGCAGCAGUCCUGUCCGCCUGCACAAUGGUGUGGUCUUCUCUUCUUCUGCUCCCAUUGGGAGUGUCGUUGUCCAUACAGAGUCCCCUUUUAUCUGAGAGACAAUCAGCGACGAUUAAUGUUCCUGCAACGGUCCCAAAUACUGCAUCCGAUGUGGUUGAUCAUGGAUAUCCAGGCUUCGCGAUAUCUGGCCAUUCAUUCCAAGAGUACGCGGGCAAUAUUUCCGUACCAAACAUAUUUUCGCGAAAUUUGAUCCAAACUAUCUCAGACCGGACGGGUGCUCCGGUUCAGAUCCGAGUUGGCGGUACAUCGGCUGAUUUUGCCGUGUACGAUCCAAAUCAACGAACUGCUCUUACCCUGCCCUCGAAUGCUGUGCCUGGAGGUAUCCCAAAAGGGAUGCGACUUGGGACUGCAUGGUUUGAGGGGUUUGCCAGUUUCCCUGGCGUGCAAUGGACAUACAUGGUGAAGCUGGCAAACUUCUCUGCCAAGCAAAAUGCCGUCGCGGGCGCAAGAGAGGCUAUGAAAUACAUUGGCGACAAUCUUGAGGCGCUUGAAGUUGGCAACGAGAUUGAUUUCUACCCGAACGUUAACAGGCCAGGCACGUACAAUCCAGUUGCAUAUUUGAAGGAGUGGAACGAGUACAAGGAUGCUCUCACCACAGCCAUUGGUAUGAAAAAGUACCAAGCUCCUGUCUACUAUGGCAACAACUGCCCUUGGUGUAUCGCGAACACGUUCGAAAAGGGCCAAGGAGAUGCCACCACUAUCCGAUCUGCAGCGUUGCAUCACUACAUGGAAAGCACCAACAACCCUUCAAUAACCCUACAGAAGAACUACAUGAAUCACACGCGCAUUGCGCAGAAGCUCGAUCCAUACAAGGCACCUGUCGCCUGGCUGAAGACCAACCGCCCCAGGAUCCCCAUCUAUCUCGCCGAGGUGAACAGCAACACUUUCAGCAGCGACAACGAGGCAACACUCGGCGUAUUUGGAUCUGCCUUGUGGCUGGUGGAUUACAUGUUGUACGGGAUGACGCUCAAUUUCAAGCGUAUGAACGUCCAGCAAUCUACUGGCUUUGCGUAUACAUCUUGGAGAGGCGUGGAAUACUUUGGCAAGCCCGCCGCUGUACUACCACCUUACUACGCCCACCCAUUUGUCGCAGAUGUGAUUGGGAACUCUGGCGAUAUCCGUAUCGCGGAUCUCAAGCUCGGUCAGGACCUCCUGUCCGCGUACGCAAUCUACAACAGCGCCGGCAGGAUUACCAAGAUCGUACUGAUCAACCUGCAAGAAUGGAGCGCUUCCUCCAACACCAUUCGUCCUUCAAGGACCGUCAAUUUCAAAGCUGGCACCUACUCUGGUAAUGUCAAGGUUGAGAAGUUGACUGCUGCUGGAGGAGCAAACGUGCAAGAUGCAAGUAAGAUUUCGUGGAAAGGCGAUAGCUGGACCUUCCAGAGUAAUGGACGGCCUGUGAAGACUGCGUCUACUACGCAGACAAUUCGAGCUUCCAAUGGUGUUAUGACCACCACUGUGCGGGCCAGCGAGGCCUUGCUGUUGACUUUGGCGUAA